Molecule: messenger RNA, 1591 nt
Organism: Harpegnathos saltator (Jerdon's jumping ant)
Lineage: Eukaryota; Metazoa; Arthropoda; Insecta; Hymenoptera; Formicidae
Product: methionyl-tRNA formyltransferase, mitochondrial
Exons: 6
Coding region: 35-1132 (365 amino acids)
Biological process (GO): biosynthetic process; conversion of methionyl-tRNA to N-formyl-methionyl-tRNA
Cellular component (GO): mitochondrion
Molecular function (GO): methionyl-tRNA formyltransferase activity
Source: RefSeq, a predicted model, not a curated record
UAUCUAUAAAUUCUCAAUGUGAGGAUACGACGAUAUGUUGAAUAUUAAUUUACCAACUCGUAUAAUAAAGAAAUAUUCAUACUUACUCACAACAUUCAAGAGAAAUGUGAAAUCAUGUGAGAUAACCUCCUUGUAUACUGCAUAUAACAUUCGAAAAGAACUAUUACAUUCUUCUGCAACACGUGGACAAUGGAGAGUAUUAUUUUUCGGGACGGAUAAUUUCGCUCUCGAGAGUCUACGAAGUUUGUACAAUGAAUACAGAACUAAGAAACUAUUGCGAUUAGAAGUUGUGUCGGUAUACAAAAAGAAAACGAAUCCUAUUAUAAAAUACGCAGAGGAGAAAAAAAUUGUUGUUAAUAGAUGGCCUCUUGAAAAUAACCCGCAGGACUUUCAUAUUGGGAUAGUUGUUUCCUUUGGUCAUUUGAUACCAUUAAAUAUCAUCAAGUCUUUUCCAUUUGGCAUGAUAAAUGUUCAUGCUAGUUUACUGCCACGAUGGAGAGGAGCAGCCCCAAUAAUCUAUUCCUUAAUUAAUGGUGAUACAGAAACAGGAAUUACAAUCAUGAAAAUAAUGCCAGAAAAGUUUGAUAUAGGAGAGAUAAUAGCACAGGAGAGAACAGAUAUUCAUGCAGAUGAAACAUUACCGGAAGUGUAUGCAAAGUUAGCAAAAAUAGGAGCUGAUGUACUAGUUGACGUGGUAAGAAAACUACCGGAAAUAUCAUCCUUGAGACCUCAGGAAAGGAUAGGAAUAACAUAUGCACCUAAAGUUACAUCAAAGAUUUCUUUGGUCAAGUGGGACGAAAUGACGGCGAAGAAUGUGUAUGAUCUGCACCGCGGUCUCUUAGAAUUGUAUCCGCUAACGACCAAGUUCGGUGAUACAGUGAUAAAACUGUUUGACGUUCGGCAGGUGUCGAAAUCGACUGACGGAACAAAUCCGGAGGACGAUGAUGUACCAGGUUUCGUGCGAUUUGAUAAAAAAAGUAAUGCAUUAAUCGUGACAUGUAAAGGCCCAAGUUGGAUUUCGGUAAAGAAGGUGAUAGUAUCUGGUCGACCGCCUAUGAAUGCGGCGGACUUCAGAAACGGAUUUAUGCAGGACAAAAUGAAGAAACUAUUUUUUCGGAGUAACAUAAUAUAAUUUACAGUGCUGCCUCUGUCUUCGACACUGUAAAAUUCUUUUGUAAACCUAUAAAAAUUUCAACCAGGAACGGAUAAUUACAUUAAACUUUUAUUUACUAUAAUAGUUUUAGACUUAGAACGUACUAAAUAUAAUAUAGAGACGCAGUGACUUCACACUGUGAAAAUAAUAAGCUGCUUGUCGUGUGUUAAUACCUUCUUGAGCAUCGGAUGUAGAUAAAUUAUUUUGCUCAUCUCAGGCUUUGUAAUUUUGCAUUUAAAAUAGUAUCGUAUGUCUUCUUGCCUCAUGUAAAAAUAUUCUCUUUUGUACACUUCUUUUAUUUCUUACUCUACAAUUUACUUAGUAAUUCUUUACGUAAGAAUGCGCGCGUUAUAUGAAACUACAAAGCAUUAUGAUGAAAAAGUCGUUAAAAGAAUUCAUAAAAAAAAAAAAAAAAAAAAAGAAAACGAGUAGCGCGAA